Molecule: messenger RNA, 940 nt
Organism: Lampris incognitus (smalleye Pacific opah)
Lineage: Eukaryota; Metazoa; Chordata; Actinopteri; Lampriformes; Lampridae
Exons: 10
Coding region: 12-908 (298 amino acids)
Source: RefSeq, a predicted model, not a curated record
AUAGGCAGAAAAUGAGGUGGUCAACGUACUGGUUCAGGCUUCAAAACACAACCUUAUUCUUCUAUACUAAAAAGGAUGGCACUGCUUCACACCUGAGAGGCAUGUACUACAUAUAUACUGUGCAGUCGGUGAAAGAAAUACAGAGAGGGGACGGCAAGCGCUUUGUGUUUGAAAUCCUCAUGAACAACGGAAAGAGAAAAGUGCUGGCAGCGGAGACAGCUGCUCUCAGAAAGGAGUGGAUAAAGCAUCUAUGGCGGGCCAUGCAUCUCUCCUACUCUGCAGGCUCAGACCCUGUAAACAUACAACUGGAGGUGUGUGAGCAGCGAGACAGAGAUACCUCAAGCACAUCCAGUCACUCAGACUGUGACAGUGUGAUGGAGUCACAGGGUGGUAGGGUGACUUCUGACCCUGCCGCCCCAGCUCAGAGCUACUACCGGGACAACAGGAGCACUCCCUCCUCUUUGUGUUCCCCUGAUGAGCUAGUCAGUGAGGAGGCCACCUCCCAGGACACCUUGCCACCCGCCAAGUACCCAUGUGAAAGGCUUAAUAGAGCCGACUGGUCCAGUGAUUUCAGGGGUGUGGAGGAGACUGAAGCAGGCGACUAUGACGUUUUACCUCCUCGAAAUAGUAUGUAUUACAUCAGCCAUACCCAAGUGGACUUAGCUGAGGAGUUUGUGUAUGAUGUUCCUCUCUCCAACAGGAGUGCGGAGUACAGAGAGAUGACAGAGAGCAUCUAUGAUGUGCCGAGCUCUUUUUUGAGGCGGAUUUCUGAACACACUCUCGAAGACCCAGUGGAGGAAGGAGAAAUCACGAUAGAGGACAUGAUGACCAGUUUAGGGGGAGAAUCAGCUGGCCUAGCGAAUGCUCCAGCAGCCUAUGAGAGACCAUAUACACCUGUAUACUUCUAGAACCAGGGACUAAUGUCAACAGACAGGAGUUU